This is a messenger RNA of Drosophila montana, 1340 nucleotides long. It is a transcript of the gene Jupiter, whose product is annotated as jupiter. The record is from RefSeq and is a predicted model, not a curated record. The transcript is spliced from 5 exons. NCBI's taxonomy places the organism in Eukaryota, Metazoa, Arthropoda, Insecta, Diptera, Drosophilidae. Gene Ontology annotation, cellular component: nucleus. The coding region runs from base 154 to 753 and encodes 199 amino acids.
UCUGUGCGGAUGCAUUUUUUCCCGGUCUGCUUAUGUUAAAUUAAAAACAAAUUUUAAAAUACAAUUCAACUUUCUUGCGUUUUUGCGAUAUUAAAUAUUAUAAGAAAAAAAGAGCGUUUUGUAAAUCAAGAUCCAAAGUAAAAAAAAAUAAAAAUGAUCGCCAACUUUGAAAUUGCCGACAACAAAUCUGACAGCAAGGUAUUGAGGGCACCUGGCGGAGUCUCAAGCGACAUUUUUGGAGCUAAUAUGCCUCAAACUCCGCGGAACGUCAAAAACCUUAUGCCCUCAAAUAUAUUCUCAGCUGAAAAAGAUGUCGCCACGAAGAACAACGUACGGCAAGGAGCUCACAGAUUCUACUUUAUGGGCGAUGCACCACGUCGAGGCCAAAAGCCCGUUGACUCUUACUCACGCUUAUUUGGAGAACCGACUCGUCCCUUUACUCCUGGCAAGAAUCACAUGAAAAGCAACAUAUUGAAUGUUGGACAGAAUCCCAACACCGCUCAAUUAAUUUCCAAUAGCAAGGGAAAUUAUAACGGAAAAAGUGGUUCGGUAUCAUCAGCGUCAUCUUCGGUUUCUUCUUCGACUGAGAAUCUAAAAAUUAACGGAGGUAUAAGAUCAGAAGGAAAUCCCGUUACUGGUGAGGGCUACAAACCUGGUGCAACUGACUACAUACAGCCAGCUAAAAUUGGCAGUAGCCAGGUUAUCAACAAGAAUCGUGUGCCACCUGGCGGAUAUUCAUCGGGACUCUGGUAAUUUAGAAUUACAGAGACACCCAACAAAAACGAAAUGGUAGAUGUGCGCAGCAUAUGAGCGGAUAACAGACAGCCUUGCAAACAAAUAUAUUCACAACAAAAUGGAACCCCUACUGUCCACAUACGCGAACUAGCCGUAGUGUUUUUAAUAAUAAGAAUCAGCAGAAAUGCAUCCAAAGCGAUCAAACAUUAUCGACUUUAAACAUAGCCACGAAUUUCACUGCACAAGAUCAGCGUGUAAACAUUGUUUCUAAUAUGAGGAACACAAUUGCUCAAUGUCGGUCUUAUCUGCAUAACCAAGGAUCAUCACACAUAAGAAAUACAACCAACCAUUUUCACUUUAUAUCAAAAUAUUAAUUUAUUUUCAAUAUUACAUAUACGUAUGUAAAAAUUCACUUAAAUUUUCUAAACAUUGCUUAAUUUUACAGCCUAAGCUCAUCAUACACAUAUUGUCACAAACUUACAUAAAAAGCAUUCAUAAAAUAAAAACAAUUACGAUAUUACUAAUAUAAUACAACUACGAUAUUAAUAUAUACUUUGUUCAGAUCAGUAGGUACAGAAAUAAAACAUACAUUGAUUUCUACGCAA